This is a messenger RNA of Drosophila grimshawi, 1685 nucleotides long. RefSeq names its product ruvB-like helicase 2 (gene rept). The transcript has a single exon. Lineage: Eukaryota; Metazoa; Arthropoda; Insecta; Diptera; Drosophilidae. The record is from RefSeq and is a predicted model, not a curated record. Gene Ontology annotation, cellular component: R2TP complex; Swr1 complex; Ino80 complex. Bases 167 to 1618 code for a protein of 483 amino acids. Gene Ontology annotation, biological process: chromatin remodeling; regulation of transcription by RNA polymerase II; box C/D snoRNP assembly. Gene Ontology annotation, molecular function: ATP hydrolysis activity; ATP binding; DNA helicase activity.
AUGUAAUAAGCCAAAUCGAGUCGGCUAUUUGUUUUAUGUUGCCAAGCAACAAAAUAUCAGAUAUUAAAUUUAUUUAUUGAAUCAUUCCAAACAAUUGCUAGUAACAGUCAGACGGAUUGGCAAAAAAAUCUCAUUUGAAAUUUGAUAAUCAGAAUAUCAGAAAAUCAUGGCCGAAACCGAGAAAAUCGAGGUGCGCGACAUAACGCGCAUCGAACGAAUUGGCGCCCAUUCGCACAUUCGCGGACUCGGCCUGGACGAUGUGCUGGAGGCGCGCGCUGUCUCGCAGGGCAUGGUCGGGCAGAAGGAUGCUCGGCGCGCCGCCGGCGUUGUCGUGCAAAUGGUGCGCGAGGGCAAAAUCGCUGGGCGUUGCAUUUUGCUGGCGGGUGAACCGAGCACCGGCAAAACGGCCAUCGCUGUGGGCAUGGCCCAGGCCCUAGGCACUGAGACACCAUUUACAAGCAUGUCCGGCUCGGAGAUCUACUCGCUGGAAAUGAGCAAAACGGAGGCGCUAUCUCAGGCACUGCGCAAGAGCAUCGGUGUGCGCAUCAAGGAGGAGACUGAGAUUAUUGAGGGUGAGGUGGUCGAAAUUCAAAUCGAACGUCCCGCCACCGGCACGGGACAGAAGGUGGGCAAAGUCACACUGAAGACCACAGAAAUGGAAACGAAUUAUGAUCUGGGCAACAAGAUCAUCGAAUGCUUUAUGAAGGAGAAGAUUCAAGCGGGCGAUGUCAUCACCAUCGAUAAGGCUUCCGGCAAGGUGAACAAGUUGGGACGCAGCUUCACACGGGCCCGUGACUAUGAUGCCACUGGGGCACAGACUCGUUUCGUGCAGUGCCCCGAAGGCGAGCUGCAGAAGCGCAAGGAAGUGGUGCACACCGUCACUCUGCACGAGAUCGAUGUGAUCAACAGUCGCACCCACGGAUUCCUGGCGCUCUUCUCCGGGGAUACCGGCGAGAUCAAGCAGGAGGUGCGCGAACAGAUCAAUAAUAAGGUGCUGGAGUGGCGCGAGGAGGGCAAGGCCGAGAUCAAUCCGGGCGUCCUCUUCAUUGAUGAGGUGCACAUGCUGGACAUUGAGUGCUUCUCAUUUCUGAAUCGCGCCCUGGAAUCCGACAUGGCACCUGUCGUGGUCAUGGCCACCAAUCGUGGCAUCACACGCAUCCGCGGCACCAACUAUCGCAGUCCACACGGCAUUCCGAUCGAUCUGCUCGAUCGCAUGAUCAUCAUACGCACUGUACCGUAUACCGAGAAGGAGGUCAAAGAGAUACUCAAGAUACGCUGCGAGGAGGAGGACUGCAUCAUGCAUCCCGAUGCCUUGACUAUCCUCACACGCAUCGCCACAGACACCAGUCUGCGCUAUGCCAUUCAGCUGAUUACUACAGCCAAUUUGGUUUGUCGUCGUCGCAAGGCAACCGAAGUGAAUACAGAGGAUGUUAAGAAGGUGUAUUCUCUGUUCCUGGACGAGAAUCGCUCGAGUAAAAUACUGAAGGAGUAUCAAGAUGACUAUAUGUUCAGCGAGAUCACUGAGAACGAGGAGGAUGGCACUGCUGCUGCCGCCGCUUGUGGCGCAAAGCGUCGCGUAGAGACGGGCGACGGCGAUGCCCAGCCCAUGGAUCAUUAGUAGUAGAUCAAACAUCCCCAUUAUUUUCUGAGCUCCUCCAAUAAAUAUAUUUCCAGCAAGCAUUGUA